AUGGAUGUGCCCGAGGGCCCGGGAUCCGUUCAAGAGAAGAAUGCGGCCCUCGAUCUGGUGAAAAGAGAGGCCGCCCGGGUGAAGGUGAAGGUGGAAGAGAGCUGGUUCAUUGUAGAGAGGGCCUUCCUAGCGAGGCACAGCAACUACUUCCGAGCCCUCUUUCAGUCUGGCAUGCUAGAAAGUAGGCAGGAGGAGCUCCAUCUUAAAGGAGGCGUGCAUGCAAGAGGUUUUCUCGUCGCACUUGCCGUCUGUAAGGGAGAGACUCCGACCCUCUGCGACCCGGAUGAGCUGGUAGACGCCGUGGAGUGCGCUGCUUUCCUCCAGGUGCCGCGUUUGACACGGCAUCUUUGUGAUAUCAUCGAUUCGGACAACUGCCUCUUGCUUUACCAUGCCGCCUACAUCUUUGGGGUGGAGAAACUCUUUCACAACGCCGGCCUUUUCCUUUGCGAUACCUUCGAAGACCUGAGGGAAAUGGCGGAGGCAACACUCCCUGAGGAUCUGUUGCAGUAUUCCCAGUCGUUAUCCCCUGCGUCUUACAUCGCAAUCGGUACCCAUUCUCCUUCAUUGGAGCUGCUCCACGAUUCCUACCGGGUUGUGUGCUACCUCGAUGAGGGAGAAGGACAAUGGAAGAAUCUCACACAACUCCCGACUCUCUGCAGUACUUCCAUGUGUGGCGUGGCAGUACUGGACAACCGCCUGUACAUCGUAGGGGGAGUUUAUGGUUAUGGAAAAGACACUGUAGACGGUGGCUUCUGCUUUGACCCUGAAUCAGGGAAUUGGACUGCGCUUACAGGACCCCAGAGACCCAGAUACGACUUCACCUUGCUGGGGAACGAGGGCCGACUCUACGCCAUCGGAGGCGAGUUCCAGAAAAGGUACAUCUCUACAUCAGAGUGUUAUGACCCUGUGAAGGGAGAGUGGACUUUUAUACAGCAAGCACCGAGACCGGUAGCGUCGGCUGCUUGUGCCGUUGCGAGGCGUCGGAUGUUUGUUUGCUUCUGGAAGCCCCCCGAUACCACGGACAUCUACGAGUACGUAGUGCCUGAUGACAAAUGGAAACUUGCCACCACCAUGAUCAGACCUCAGAGUUACGGCCACUGCAUGGUAGCCCACAGGGACAAUUUGUACGUCAUGCGCAAUGGGCCCUGCGAUGACUUUCUACGCUGUCUCAUGGACUGCUACAAUAUAACCACAGCCCAGUGGACAGCAAUGCCAGGACACUACAUCAACAGCAAGGGGGCGCUGUUCACCGCCAUGAUAAGGGGCGACUCUGCACUAACAGUGAAACACAUGUUAACGCUCGAGUACGCCAUCAGCACGGGUGAAUGGAAGCCUCGAAGGCAGAUGAAGGGUUUUCCAAAGAGUGGAUCACUGUGGACAUGUUUACUCAGGCUUCCCAAGACGGGACCGGUAAUACCCCAGGUGGAUCCACAGGGGAAGGAAAAGGAAAUGCCUUUGACAGGCAGAACGGAGCGAUCGGUAGAUGAUAUGCUCAAGGUCUAACAUUUUUGGAGGAACUGGAUUGUGAGUUUUUGAAUCAUUGGCAAACGCUAUCUGUUUCAUCUGUCAGUGUUGCCAACUUAGCGAUUUAGCAACUUUUCCGACUUCUCUAGCGAACAUCUUUUUUAAAAAGCAACUAGCGAGUUCAAUAGAGACACAAACAACUUGAGGGGAAUCAUUUCAUUGUUUUCUUUUGAGAAAAGAGCCCGGUAGAAGAGCUUUUAAUUGGCUCAAACUUAAAGUAGGGAGGUGUAAAUCU
Molecule: messenger RNA, 1759 nt
Organism: Phycodurus eques (leafy seadragon)
Lineage: Eukaryota; Metazoa; Chordata; Actinopteri; Syngnathiformes; Syngnathidae
Product: kelch repeat and BTB domain-containing protein 13
Exons: 1
Coding region: 1-1503 (500 amino acids)
Molecular function (GO): protein binding
Source: RefSeq, a predicted model, not a curated record